Antrostomus carolinensis (chuck-will's-widow) is the source of this 642-nucleotide messenger RNA. RefSeq names its product kelch-like protein 7. The annotation marks the transcript as partial. Lineage: Eukaryota; Metazoa; Chordata; Aves; Caprimulgiformes; Caprimulgidae. The transcript is spliced from 5 exons. The record is from RefSeq and is a predicted model, not a curated record. Gene Ontology annotation, molecular function: protein binding.
CUGCAACCCGAGGGGAGUCAGAAAGUGCUGGUGCUGAACUUUAACCAGGAGCUCUUCUCUGAGCAACCCGACUGGACCCCCGUGAACAGUGUUGGCACAGCGAAGCUGCAGCAGGAGGAGGGGGAUGACUGGAACCACGGUUCGAAAACGCUAUGUGAUGUCGUUCUUAUGGUUCAAGAAAGAAAGAUCCCAGCUCACCGUGUUGUGCUUGCUUCAGCCAGUCAUUUUUUUAACUUAAUGUUUACUACAAAUAUGCUUGAAUCAAAGUCCUUUGAAGUGGAGCUAAAAGAUGCAGAACCUGACAUUAUUGAACAGCUUGUGGAGUUUGCUUAUACUGCAAGAAUCUCAGUUAACAGCAAUAAUGUCCAGUCUUUACUAGAUGCAGCAAACCAAUAUCAAAUUGAACCUGUGAAAAAAAUGUGUGUGGACUUUUUAAAGGAACAAGUUGAUGCUUCCAAUUGUCUUGGUAUAAGUGUGUUAGCAGAAUGCCUAGACUGUCCAGAACUGAAAGCCACUGCAGAUGAUUUUAUCCAUCAGCAUUUCACUGAAGUUUACAAGACAGAUGAAUUUCUUCAGCUUGACGUUAAGCGUGUGACACACCUCUUGAACCAAGAUACAUUGACAGUGAGGGCAGAAGACCAG